AUGGCCAUCUUGAAAACUUACCUUCUCGCCCCAAACUUCACAACUCACCUCGGUGCUAACGUUCAGCUCGGCUCCAUCAUCGCUAACCCGUUCCGUCCGAACAAGUGGAUAGGAGAGAUACCACUGCACAUCGAGACAGACACUCACGUCGAAUAUGACCGGUCAAUAUCGCCUGGAAUGUCAGCUUCCACGCACGUAAAUAUAUUCGCCAAGUUCCUCGAGACAGCAAGCGGAACCAUUGGCCUGCAGAAGGAAAAGAACAUCCUUGACCACUAUACAAUGGACACUCUGGAGACCAUCUCCUACAAACGCGAUAUCACUGACGACGAAGCUGCAGAGAUGGUCAGAGCCAACAGCAAGCUUCAAGAGGUCAUGAAGUCUGGCAUACUCGGUUCUGUCCCGGUCUACAUCGUCACCGGUCUGAAAGUUGCCAAGGGCUUCCAUCUGACAUCGGAGAUCACAAAGAGCAAGGGAGCGAACAUUGACGCAAAUAUCCCAGUCACCAACCAGGUUUCAGCUGGUGCUGACCUCAGCGUUUCACAAACCAAGACGCUCAGCGAGCAGUCCUCGACUGCCCAAGACAUUGUAUUUGCCUAUCAACUACAUGCAGUCGCGAACAGGGGCUAUUGGAAAAAGAGACGGGUUGACAUUGAUAUCUACGCUCCAAAAGCAGCUGCUCUUGGAAAAGACAAUCGCACGACGGAAGAUGCUGUUGCAGUUGUGGGGGCCACAACAGAAGAUAUCGAGGAAGCUCAAUUCGACUAUGGCGAUGUGGCUGUUACUGAGCACCAUGCAUACGAGGGCGAGAGAGAUUCACUGUGCAUCUGCAUUACCUUCAAGGAUCAGGCCUGA
Messenger RNA from Aureobasidium vineae, 852 nucleotides. The record is from the annotation of a GenBank genome assembly. Lineage: Eukaryota; Fungi; Ascomycota; Dothideomycetes; Dothideales; Saccotheciaceae.